AGUCCAGAGACACCCAGCCGUGGCCCCGCCCACCUAAGGACUCCGCCCCCUGAGCCCCGCCCCGCCGUUUGAAGCGUCUCGGGCUGCAGCCGCUUUGGAGUCGCGCGCGGGGCGUGGGGAAGUGUUGAGGAGUGCAGGUCGCUGCCAGCUUGACGCCCGACUGUCCAGCCAGCGCAGCGCGGCGGGAGCCCUCAGCCAGAGCAGCCUCAGAGCAGACGCAGCAGUCGCCGUCGUUCGCGGAGCGCAGCCGAGCCGGCCAUGGCGUUGUCGAUGCCACUGAACGGGUUGAAGGAGGAGGACAAAGAGCCCCUCAUCGAGCUCUUCGUCAAGGCUGGCAGUGAUGGUGAAAGCAUAGGAAACUGCCCCUUUUCCCAGAGGCUCUUCAUGAUUCUUUGGCUCAAAGGAGUUGUGUUCAGUGUCACCACCGUUGACCUAAAAAGGAAGCCUGCAGACCUGCAGAACUUGGCUCCCGGGACCCACCCACCAUUUAUAACUUUCAACAGUGAAGUUAAAACGGAUGUAAAUAAGAUUGAGGAAUUUCUUGAAGAAGUCUUAUGCCCUCCCAAGUACUUAAAGCUUUCACCAAAACACCCAGAGUCAAAUACUGCUGGAAUGGACAUCUUUGCCAAAUUCUCUGCAUAUAUCAAGAAUUCAAGGCCAGAGGCUAAUGAAGCGCUCGAGAGGGGUCUCUUGAAAACCCUGCAGAAACUGGAUGACUACCUGAAUUCUCCACUCCCUGAUGAAAUUGAUGAAAAUAGUAUGGAGGACAUUAAGUUUUCUACACGUAAAUUUCUGGAUGGCAAUGAAAUGACUUUAGCGGAUUGCAACCUGCUGCCCAAACUGCAUAUUGUCAAGGUGGUGGCCAAGAAAUACCGCAACUUUGAUAUUCCAAAAGGAAUGACUGGCAUCUGGAGAUACUUAACGAAUGCAUAUAAAAGGGAUGAGUUCACCAAUACCUGUCCCAGUGAUAAGGAGGUUGAAAUAGCAUAUAGUGAUGUAGCCAAAAGACUGACCAAGUAAAAUAGCACUUCACGACAGAGAUAUCUUCACAUCUUCCCUUAAGAAUAUGCUUUUCUUAACAGUCUGCUCCUCUUCCUAGAGUAGAAAUUGUAUUUUGCAUGAACAUGCAGUUAUUCAAGAUUAGGAUCAAGGAUAGACAAGGUAUAGUAGUUAUCUUAAAAUAUACACUCCUAAGCAGUAUUAUUUCAAAAUCCUUUCACCCUGCCUACCUCCUCUACCCAUGUCCUCCUCGCUUCUAAUUUGGAGACACUCCAUCACAAACUUUUCACUUUAGAGGUAAUUUGCCAUCUCUCAGGAGCCCUAACCAUUGUGUCCCUUCCCUGUGUACAGAUGGCAGAACUUUUGAGGUGCAAUGUUUAACUGUUAAAUAGUAGCCAUGACUUCAUCAGGCGGUCCCAAACUGGUGUGUAAUCCAUGGUACAAGGAAUAUUUAUGUAUUUUUUCGAAAUUUUAUAAUAUUUAGUAGAGUAUAUGAAAGGAUUGCUACUGUAUCAGAAAUAUUCUGUUUCAAUUUAGUCUAUCCUGGAUAUGUACUAAGGAGUAUUGCCACCAGAGAAGAGAGCCUUCUGCAGAAAGUCACUACAGAUUGUGCUGUUUUGCUUUGUAGAUGUUUCACUUUUGCCUGAAAGCAUUUAUCCUUCUUCUCAGUUGAAACAGCUAACACUAUGUAGAAGGUAAACGUUUAGAGGGAGAGGUGGUUUUUCUCAAGAUUCUUCUGCAAGCAUUUUGUCCUUAUAAUAGUAACUGAGGGGCACCUGAGACUCUGUCUGAAUGUGUUUGUUAUAUAUAUUUUGCCCAGUGCCAUUUAUUGGAACAUUAUUUCUUUCUUCCUUUGUUUUAAAAAGUUCCUUUUUAGGUAAGCAUAGAGCCUGCUAUUCGUAGAUCUUUGGAGCAACACUACAUAAACUGAUCCUUAGUUGAUUUAGCUGUAGCAGUACAAUUAUUAGUAAUGUAGAAAUACAGAAAUUAAUGUAAAGAAUGAAGGGUGAGUUUGUCAAAAUAGCAAGUACAAUUUUGUUUCUAAAGCAUAUUUAAUGUAGAUGGUCUGAAGAAUGCAUUGCCCAUCCUAUAUUAAAAACAAGAUAAAGCACAGAUUAUCAAUUUUGUUAUUUCACCCCUACUUUGUGGAGAGGAUUGCUCACGCCUUUUGGACUAAAUUAUAGUUGUGGAGAGCGUCUGUUUACUGUAGUCCUGCCUGGUCUCAGUCAUUCCACUUCUUUGAGUUAAAUUUUUCUACAGCUAUGUUGAGAAAUAGCAUUCUGCAUGUUUUGUUUUGUUUCUUUUUAGAUUCAAGUCCUAAACUAGCAAUUUUUGUGCUCUAAUAAUAGAAGAUGAACUUGGUGAAAAUAAAAAUUUGCUAUGCAUUUAUUCUUAAAAAGAAAAAGGACUUUCUGAGUACUCCUGAAAACUGUGGUUGUGACUAUAAUACUUUUGCAGUUUUUAUACCUAACUUGUAUAGAAAGUGCUAUUUCUUAUAGGCUGUUUUUUUUUGAAAUUUUAAGUAUAUUGCUUAAAACGGCAAUGUUUUUCCCUCUUUGGUAUGCUAACAUUUAAUAAGCACUGGCUUUAUGGAAGCAGCCUGAGUUUUAUAAGCAUAUAUGGUAUUUAAAAAAAAAAAUCUAUCAAUAAUUAGUUUAGUAUAGAAAGAUAAAGAGAAGCUCCAUAUUGUAUCCAUUUGGCCCAGGGAGAUUUCUUACCUUACCUUUCUUAGCACUCCUUACUGCUGAUCAAAAGUUUGAGCACCCUGUCUUUUUGUUACUUAAAUGUUGGAUGAUGAUUUAUCUGGUUCUAGGAAGAAAGCACUGUCCAGUUACCUAUUGAGAAAUUAUGUUGCAGUGGCUUCAGUGGGUGAAAGUGUCCCAUCGGUAUCAGUCCACAGGCAGGCAUCAUCACCACUCUGAAUCCACUUUUUAAAUAGAGGUAACUUGUCAUUCAGGUGAUACUGAACCUUGCUUCAUAGCUUAAAUUACAAAAAAGAUUUGACAGAAGUGGGUAUCUGUUCUUACCAGUGAAUGCAGAGUGGAGGGCUGGAGGGCUAGAGGGCUGAUACAGGAAAGAGCUCCAUUCCUCAAAAUAGAGUGGGGGGGGAAACCCGUUCUGAAACUCAGAGUGUUUUCACUCUGGAUAUGUAGUCUCUUCAUUGUUUUUAGUUAUCCAGGGAUUAUACCUGGCUGUUUAUCUGGAUAUCCAAGGAAGGCAGGUAUUUUACGACUUUGACAAAGGCAGCAUUAUUUCUCUCUCUGUGAAGACAGAUUUUAUUAUUACUUUAUCAGAGAAUUUAGUCCAAUGAAAGUGUUAGGUGGACAAAAACUGUAGAGACAAAGAUGAUCCUACCGCAUUCUUUUACCUUAGUCUAUUUUCACUUAAAAUCUUAAAAGAUUUGGAGCAUAAAAAUUUUCAUGGGCUCACAUAAUGGACCUCAUCUGAUUUUAUUUUUAAAAAUAAGAAUUCCCCCUCAUUGAAAUAGCUUUUGUGUUAUACUUCAGUAAGGAGUUCGGAGUCUGAAUGGAAGGUCUUACCCUUUUCCAGGGGAUUCUGAGAAGUUUUUGUAUUCAGCAGCUGGAGGGCUCUCUUCUCUUCCAGUUGAUAUUAACUGCCCUUUUCAGAUAUAGGUGCAGGUUUUCUAUAUAGUUAUCUUUGUUACUGGGACUGUUAAAUUUGUGAUGAAAUUCAAAUAAGGUUUCUUGGUAACUUUGGCUUUCUUAAUUUAAAUCUUUGAGCAAUCUAUGUGUGAUUAAGAGAUUUCUGACAUUUAUUCUUACUCUAAGAGGAUCAACUCUAGAAUAUAGGCAUUUUAACUUCUGUUGAGUUUUGAAUCUCUCCAGAGUUAUAUGUAGAUAGCUUUUAUUUCUGUACAUUUAAAAAAUCCAUUUAGAGAAUAUUACCAAGUAAAAAUGAGAAGAAAUAAAAAUGUAUUUUUUUCAUGAAUACUUUGAUACACAUUUCAUCAAGUUUAUUGAUUUACCAAUUUCUUAACACUUGUUAUAAACCAGUAUUUAAUUCAUAGAGAGGGAAGCAUUCAUUAUUGAUAUAUGGACAUUCUUUACUCCAGCUUUUAUAAAUGAUCAAGGUUUGGGCCACUAAAAUUAUAUUUUUAUCAUGGAAAAAAUUUCAACUCUUCAAGCCAUAAUGUUUAACAGAAUUGAAGUAUUUUCUUUAGAAUUUCUCAAGCAAGCAAAUGAAAGCUUAUUGUAGAAUGCUUGUACUUUUUUUUUUCUCUGGAACAUCAAUACCAGUAUAUUGCUGGCAGCUAUUGUAUUAAAAAGAAAUAAAGUAUAUUUUCACUAUCAUAAACGGUUCUUUUUUCCCCUCACCUCAUGAAAAUAAAUAACAAUUUGGGGUAAAAUUG
This is a messenger RNA of Nycticebus coucang (slow loris), 4369 nucleotides long. It is a transcript of the gene CLIC4, whose product is annotated as chloride intracellular channel 4. The record is from RefSeq and is a predicted model, not a curated record. Bases 259 to 1020 code for a protein of 253 amino acids. Lineage: Eukaryota; Metazoa; Chordata; Mammalia; Primates; Lorisidae. The transcript is spliced from 6 exons.